Molecule: messenger RNA, 2057 nt
Organism: Manihot esculenta (cassava)
Lineage: Eukaryota; Viridiplantae; Streptophyta; Magnoliopsida; Malpighiales; Euphorbiaceae
Product: katanin p60 ATPase-containing subunit A1
Exons: 14
Coding region: 104-1891 (595 amino acids)
Biological process (GO): proteasome-mediated ubiquitin-dependent protein catabolic process
Cellular component (GO): proteasome regulatory particle, base subcomplex
Molecular function (GO): ATP hydrolysis activity; ATP binding; proteasome-activating activity
Source: RefSeq, a predicted model, not a curated record
UCAUUUUUUUAUUAAGAAAAAACAGAAAAAGAUUGCACUAAGCCCGCAUCCCGCUCCCGCGCAGUUACACAGCGGUGCAGCCGCUUCGGAGACCGACGAAGACAUGGCGACUUUCGGGCGACUAGUCCGAACCGCUAGGGCAUGGCGCGGAAUCACCUCUCCCAAAACCCUUAACCCCUCACCUGCCCGCUCACUUGACUUCCUUCGACGUCUUCAUCACCGGUCUUUUGAUCGCCACAUUAUUUCCGCUGCACCAGAAUUUCUACAGCCAAAAUUGUUGCCUAAUGCUGAUCACUCUUACUCUAUAGUUCCAGCUAUUUUAUCUGCUCUCUUUGGAGUUGGAAUGCUGCACGUAGCCUAUGCGGAUUCCGAUCAGGCUGCUGCUAAACCUUCAUUGCCGUCAGAAUCUCCUUCAAGUUAUAAGGAUCUAGAGGAGAUUGCCAAGCAAGAAAGGCAGCGAAUUGAAGAGUUGCUUAAAAGUAAAGGAAUUAAAUUCGGUUCUUAUCCCCGGUUCACUGUUGCUGUUAAGGGUCAAAAGGUCACAAUCAAGUUUCAAAUUCCUCCUGCAUGUGAUGUUCCACAGUUGAUAGCAAACCUGGUUUCAAAUCUUGGACUGAAAUUUGAUGAGCGUGGUGGUGGUUCAGAUAUGCUGUUACGUGCUUGGGACAGUGCAGUUGCCUGGCAACUAACACUUAGUUGUCCAGAAAAACAGAAGAAACCUGAUGCGGACACAGGAUAUUCUGCAGAUAUAAAUAUUCCUGAGGGAGAUCUAUGCAUUCUCAUAUUUCGUUCACUCAUUAGCACAGAUAAAGCAGAGAUUGAGUUUAUAAAGGGUGGGAGCUUAAGCACCAAAGAGCUUGAUGCUCUGGUGUCUGUUUUACAGUUAGCUGGUGGGAGAUUGAAGAUUUCAGAAAGAAAACCUGGGGAAGGUGCUGCCCGAAUGCCAUCUGCAGAAAAAUCAGUUGCUGCAUUGGAGUCCAUGGGAGUCAGGAUAUAUGGACUUGAUGAGCCAUAUGUAAAUUCUUCAAACAGUGGGAUAACAUGGGACAAUAUUGCUGGGUACGAUCAGCAAAAACGAGAUAUAGAAGAUACAAUCUUGUUGGCUCUUCAUAGUCCUGAAGUAUAUGACGAUAUUGCUCGCGGGACAAGACGUAAGUUUGAGUCCAAUAGACCUCGAGCUGUGCUUUUUGAAGGCCCACCAGGCACAGGGAAGACAUCUUGUGCACGUGUUAUCGCUGAUCAAGCGGGUGUCCCAUUGCUAUAUGUGCCUUUGGAGGUCGUGAUGUCAAAGUACUAUGGGGAAAGUGAACGAUUAUUGGGAAAAGUUUUCUCUCUUGCUAAUGAGCUUCCUAAUGGCGCUAUCAUAUUUCUGGAUGAGGUUGAUUCUUUUGCUGUUGCUCGUGAUAGUGAAAUGCAUGAAGCUACACGUAGAAUUUUGUCAGUUUUAUUGCGACAGAUUGAUGGAUUUGAACAGGACAAGAAAGUGGUUGUGAUUGCUGCAACAAAUAGAAAACAAGACCUUGAUCCUGCUUUAAUCAGCCGAUUUGAUUCAAUUAUUACUUUUGGCCUCCCUGAUGAGCAGAACCGCCAGGAAAUUAUUGCCCAAUAUGCAAAGCAUCUAGCCAAAUCUGAUGUAGAGGAGCUUGCCAAAGUCACAGAAGACAUGUCUGGAAGGGAUAUUAGGGAUGUGUGUCAGCUAGCUGAAAGGUCAUGGGCAUCGAAGAUAAUUAGAGGACAAGCAGAUAGAGAUGGAGAGCAAGGGUACCUUCCACCUUUGGCAGAAUAUAUUGCUAGUGCUAUGAAUAGGCGAAAGUCUCUACUUAGCAUUGCAAAUCGGAGAAGUCCAGGUUUUAAUCCACGAACAAGCAGAGGUCAAUUAGAUUUAUGUUAAAAAUAGAAGAUUUUAUGAUUAUUACUUGCACUGAACUAGCAGGAAUAUUGUCUUCGAUUGAACCAAGGGCAUCAUGCUCCGUAUAAUGUAUAAAUAUAAUCUGUGUUAUUUGCUGUGGUUACAAGCAUUUCAGUCAAAUAAUCCCUCGAUAUUUCUUCUGUCACUA